Molecule: messenger RNA, 1392 nt
Organism: Cornus florida
Lineage: Eukaryota; Viridiplantae; Streptophyta; Magnoliopsida; Cornales; Cornaceae
Exons: 7
Coding region: 256-1101 (281 amino acids)
Biological process (GO): proteasome assembly
Cellular component (GO): cytosol; nucleus
Source: RefSeq, a predicted model, not a curated record
UCUAUGAGUUUGGGCUUUAAUGGCCCGCAAUUUUAGCUGAACUUGAGCACAAAGGGCCUGCCCCAACUCAAAGCAUCAUGAUUCGAGAUAGGUAAGGCCCAAACUGCAACAAAUGCUGUCUGAAAGAAAAAAGGAACUGCAAAGCAAUCUUGUUCUCCAAGAACUUCACAGAAUCUUGAUUUUGCGGGUGUGUACAGUAUAUAUAUAUAUAAUCUCUUUAUCGUUAGACCUUUUGUUAUUGUUUCUAUAUGCAAAAUGGAGUUUAUCGUCGAAGAAGGCAAACAUCCCUACGGCGAAUGCUCCAGUCUGAUCCUGCCAGCGUUGUCGAUUGGGAAUGUGGGGCAACUGGCGGUGGAUCUACUCAUAUCGUCGACGAGAGCGGAGAGAAUUGGUUUCUUGGAUGACCCAAAUGUUCUUCCUUGUGUUGGCAAUGAUGCUUAUUGCCCUACUCCACUAGGCCACCUUGUUCUCCCUCUUGAAGCUUAUGAUUCGCCUUCUAAUGCAUUGACUCUUGUGCAACAACGAUCUCCGGUUGUGAAGGGGAUGAUGGUUGAAUUUGCCAAGAAUGUGGCUGACUUUGCUGCUGUUAGUGGAAAGAAGCACGUUGUGUUGCUGUCUGGGUUAGAUUUUGGUCGGUGGCAGACAAUCGAUAUGUCAAGUGGUUUGCAGAUAUAUUAUCUUUCCAGUGCCAAUAUGGAAGGAACUGAUGACAACUGUGAAAGACUUGGAUGGAAGAGACUGCAGGAAUAUAACCCUGCUCAGAGGGGGUGGCAGUAUCUUAGCACCUUAGCUGAGGGUAAUGCCAAGCAGGAUGAGAAUUUGCCUUCUGAAGAUGAACUAGGAGAAGAAGAUUACUACCCAAGUUUGCCUUUUGCUUCAAUGUUUUCUUGUCUCAAGGCCAAAGGAUUGAGCGUCACUUGCUUAUUAUGUUACUGUUCAGAAGGGGACAAUACAGCCGAUGCUUUCCAACUGGCUGAGGCAGCAUGCAAACUUUUGAAACUAAGUCCUAAUAACUUUCAUGGCAAUGAAGGUGGCAAAUGGAUUGUUCCAUUUUCAUGGAAGACUGUUUAUGGCCCUCCUCCAGAUGUAUCUCUUUUUUGAGGUGGACCUGUAUAGGUAAUUGUUUUGUUUUUCUGCCGUGUCUGUGUGAUUUCACUAAUUGCUUUAAACCCGUACACAGUCAGUCUGUAAUGAGAUAAAGAUAACAUUUGUCGGUAGGCAUGUAUCAAUUUGACUGAGGGAGAGAGAAGGUUGAAUAACUUUUUGUAGUGCAUUGAUGUUGAGAAUCAUGUGAAGUAAGGUUGAAUAGUUUUUGUGGUGAUAUUUUUUUGUGAGGGCACUUCUGUGUUCACGAUUUUUGCAGUAUGGAAUUGAAUCAACCUUGUUUGUUUU